Molecule: messenger RNA, 180 nt
Organism: Clunio marinus
Lineage: Eukaryota; Metazoa; Arthropoda; Insecta; Diptera; Chironomidae
Source: the annotation of a GenBank genome assembly
AUGGACAAGGCAAUUGAACCCAUCUACUCACCCAUUGUUGCUAUGGCAAAAUUGAAGGACAAAAAUGCAAAAAAGCAUUUCGAUAUGAACAGGAAUUUUGGUGAGUUGAAGAGAAAAUAUAAUUCAAGAAACAAAUCGAGUUUUGAAAACAUUCGUUUACCAGCUUUGAAACAACUUUAA